AUGUUGAUUAGGCAAGCAGUUCUGAGAUUAGCAAGCAAGAGAUGCAUAACAACGGUGCAACGUGCAGAUUAUAAGUUGAAUUCUGUAGCGCUUCCCAGUCAUGCUACGGUAUUUAGUAUGAUUCAGCCAACCGGUUGUUUUCACCUUGGUAAUUAUCUGGGAGCCACACGUGUUUGGACAGAUUUAUGUGAGUUGAAGCAACCCCACCAAGAAUUGAUAUUCGGUGUCGCUGACUUACACGCCAUUACUGUUCCAAAACCCGAUGGUCAAAUGUUCAGAAAAUUUCGCCAUGAGGCGGUAGCAAGCAUAUUGGCUGUUGGAGUAGAUCCAGAGAAGGCCUCGAUCAUCUACCAAUCUGCUAUCCCUCAGCACAGCGAAUUGCACUGGUUGCUUUCCACUCUUGCUUCAAUGGGAUUUCUCAACCGUAUGACGCAAUGGAAAUCAAAAUCUAACAUCAAACAAUCAGGAAAUGGGGAAUACCAGGUUAACGAUUCCGACGUUGGGAAAGUUAGGCUGGGCUUAUUCUCGUAUCCUGUCUUACAGGCAGCGGACAUCCUGCUCUAUAAAUCUACACACGUUCCUGUCGGUGAUGAUCAGUCGCAACACUUGGAACUAACAAGGCACCUUGCCGACAAGUUCAAUAAAACGUACAAGACAAAUUUCUUUCCUAAACCUAUAACGAUGUUGGCUCAAACAAAAAAAGUUUUAAGCUUAGGUUCUCCGGAGAAGAAGAUGUCCAAGAGCGAUCCAAAUCACGAUUCCGCGAUUUUCCUAAAUGACGAGCCCAAGACCAUACAAAAGAAAAUAAAAAAGGCCUUGACAGAUUCUAUCUCAGAUAGGUUCUACUACGACCCCGUGCAAAGGCCAGGUGUGUCGAAUUUGAUCAAUAUUGUGAGUGGCAUCCAAAGAAAAUCGAUUGAAGAUGUCGUGAAGGAUGUGUCCCAAUUCGACAAUUAUAAAGAUUUUAAAGACUUUGUUUCCGAAGUCAUAAUUGAAGAGUUGAGAGGCCCAAGAACAGAGUUUGAAAAAUAUAUCAAUGAGCCAAGUUAUCUCCACAGUGUCGUUGAAUCUGGCAUGCGCAAAGCGAAGGAAAAAGCAGCAAAAAACUUGGACGAUAUUCAUAAAAUAAUGGGGUUCUGA
Molecule: messenger RNA, 1140 nt
Organism: Saccharomyces kudriavzevii IFO 1802
Lineage: Eukaryota; Fungi; Ascomycota; Saccharomycetes; Saccharomycetales; Saccharomycetaceae
Gene: MSW1
Product: tryptophan--tRNA ligase MSW1
Exons: 1
Coding region: 1-1140 (379 amino acids)
Biological process (GO): mitochondrial tryptophanyl-tRNA aminoacylation
Cellular component (GO): mitochondrion; mitochondrial matrix
Molecular function (GO): ATP binding; tryptophan-tRNA ligase activity
Source: RefSeq, a predicted model, not a curated record